GGGGCGGCGGGGCCGGCUCCGCACGGCGCAGGUUGAGAACCGCGUGGGCUUAAGAAGCGCCGGGAGCGGAGCGGAGCGGGCCAGGCAGCAUGGCCCAGCCGCGCUGCCGCUCCGUGCUCAUCACCGGCUGCAGCCGCGGCAUCGGGCUGGGGCUGGUGCGGGGGCUCGCAGCCGCCAGCCCCUCCCCGGAUUUGGUCUUUGCGACCUGCCGGUACCCCGAGAAGGCGCAGGAACUGCAGCAGCUUAGCAAGCAAUACAGCAACAUCAAGCUCCUGCAACUGGAUGUGGUCUGUGAGAACAGCAUCAAGAAAGUGGUCAAGGAAGUGGAAGAAAUUGUGGGAGACAAAGGGCUGAACUGCCUCAUCAACAACGCUGGCAUCAACGUGCUCGCCUCGCUGGAGGAGGUCACAGCCGAGACCAUGCUCACCAUUUAUGAAACCAACACCGUUGCCCAGCUGAUGGUCACCAAGGCAUUCCUCCCGCUGCUGAGGAAGGCAGCACAGCUGGGCACUGGCAUGGGCUGUCACAGAGCUGCCAUCAUCAACAUGUCCUCCCUGGCUGCCUCCAUGCAGCUCGUCCAGGCCAAUGAGAUGUUCCUCAAGGUCUAUCCCUACAGGAUAGCAAAGCUCCUGAGGUGUUUCAAAUGCUACUUUAUCUUCCAUUACAACUCAGUUUCGUUUUUGGGCAACCGCACUGAACAUGAUCACCCGGUGUCUGGCUGCAGACCUGAAAUCAGACGGAAUUCUCUGCAUUUCCUUGCACCCAGGCUGGCUUCAAACAGACAUGGGUGGAAACAUGGCUCCCAUGCAGGUGCAGGAGGCUAUCCCAGGUAUUCUCUCUGUUCUGGACCGUCUCGGUGAAAAGGAAAAUGGUUCUUUCCUGGACUGGCAAGGGGAAACUCUGCCGUGGUAGAAGUGCACAGAACUCUCCAGGAACAGCUCGUCAGUCACAAUUGAACCUUGCCACUCCUGUCUGUGUCUCUAGGGGUUUUUUUUACACGCUUGUUGAAAUAGCCAGUCUGCCACUCAGCCUCUCUCUAGGUGUAUUUGGAAAGCAAAGUGGCUGAGUCUUUCACUUGGUGUUGCUACUGCUCUGCUCUAACGCUUCCUGCAAACACUACUGUGCUCUCGGUGAUGGGCAUCUCCUGGAGCCCUCUGAAAUGGAUUCAAACCUGCACGUUAAAUCCAGGGGCUGCUGCUUCCUUUCCACUUCCAAACCCAAAGUGGCUUCUGGCUCUUAGCAGAAUGAAAUUACCUGACCUCAGAGUAAGGCCAGAGUAGGCUGUCAGGUUCCAGUAUGGUCAGUUACUUCCAGGAAAAAAACUUUGAUUUCCUUUGUUCCUAACUGAGCUAAGGCUGAAAUUGCCCAGCUCUGAACCAAGGGAAUUUGGUACUUCUGUGAAUUCUGUGGCAAACUCUGAGUGUGCCCAGGUUGCCAGUGUACACCAGGCACUUGCUUUGCUCCCAGUGGGUGACUAACAGCCUGAUACGGGGGUGGGAAUGUUGUUUUGUACAUAAACUUCUGAAAUGUCUUCAAUAAAGUCUUGAUUAAACAAACA
Molecule: messenger RNA, 1558 nt
Organism: Vidua macroura (Pin-tailed whydah)
Lineage: Eukaryota; Metazoa; Chordata; Aves; Passeriformes; Viduidae
Product: C-factor-like
Exons: 7
Coding region: 90-860 (256 amino acids)
Source: RefSeq, a predicted model, not a curated record